AUGGGCAGCACUGCUCACCAGCUGAAAAGUAUCUGAAAACACCAGUAUCGGUGACUCGCCGCGCGUAUCUUAUAAAUGUAUCUUUUGUUGGACUGCGCGGAUGUCUGUGCUGCGCGUUUCGUUAAUUCAAAAACCAAAAUGUAGUAAAAAGCAAUAAAAUAACAAAACAAAAAUAUUAAAGAAUGUUCGUUGAGUGUCGGUUGCGAUCGGGGUGAAAUCCGGGUUAAAAAUAGUGAAGAAAAAGGCGUUCCCACGCCAAACCAAAGGGAAAAAUAUCCUGGCUGACGCAGGAUGGCCGUGUAAAACAAACACGAGGAUAAGUCGUCAGCGACUGAGAAGGAUACGAGCUAGAAGAAGAAGAGGAACAGGCGGAGCCGCAUCUGCCGCCGUCAAAACAGAAAGCGAAUAGGACGAGAUAAAGUGCACAUCCGACGUUGAAAUACAAACGCGAUUGCAGCUCCACUGGUCCCCCAAACAUUCGGAUUAGUAACUUCAUGUUUUGCUUAGGCGAUCCAUGAGAUUUAAAAUAAAAGUGCAUUGUUCUAACGUGUAAUUUGGGGGGGAAAUUUAUUUCUUUAUCGCAUAAAUUCGACUGCCAAUGUUGCAACGCAAGGAAAACGCAAAGUAAAAGCAAAGCCAGAACAAACAAAAUACACAGCCCAACAGAGAGUGAGAGAAAGAAAGAGAGUGCCCUGCGCGCAUAUUGGUGUAUCUGUGUGAAAGGUUGUGUCCGUGUUAGUGCGUGUGUGUUGCUGCUCACAACAAAUUAUCGUUUAAUUUAUAUUUUUGUGUUUGCGAAACGCAGCAACGAGUGACUUUUGCGCCCAAGGGGAUGUCUUCUCAAUCGCUAGGAAAAUCUGCCGAAGCUGGAAAAACAUCCACCACCACCCCCGGGACACCAGUUAUUAGAAUUUAAAGCUGAUAACUAAGGUCGCACCGCGAUGCACCACUGAGUGCACUCUCAAGGAGACAACUGAGCGGCUUAAGUGAAAGGCUGACACGGCGAAAGCCAUCGAACAAGCCUCUGGGAGCAGACAGACAGCAAACGGAUUACCCACAUCCUGCAACAUCAGCAGAAGCAUCAGCAGCAGCAGGUUCAUCAGCGACAUCAACAUGUCUAAGCACACGGAUAACGAUAAUCUGCGCAAUGACAUCUACGAGAACCUGCCCUGCCAGGCCAUGUACAACGAGUCCGUGCGCAAAAUGCAGCAACAGAAAUCAUCAACGCCGGCGAUGAACAGCAACAAUCCCAAUGCAAACUCCAUCGGCAACUGCCACUCCAACCCGGCGAUUACCAAGCACCACCCAGCACAGCCCGCCAACAACAUGCCCAAGGAGAUGCUCUAUGCCACGCCCCUCCGUAAAUCGGAUCGCUAUAAAAGCGGCGAGCGGAGUCGUCAGGCAAAUCCGGAGGCCAAGCUCUCCAACUAUCGGGAUUCAAAUCGCUUGGCAUGUGCCCGAAAUGGAAAUCCCGUACAAAUCACGGAUCUUGAUGCUGAAGAGGACAAUGGUGGAGGCGAGGUUGUAGACGGCUGUGCCUCGACCAGCGCUUUGGUCGGUGGCUCAAAAUAUGGCAACCAGUCAGCGGGCGGUACUCCCAACCAACAGCUUGAGGAUCGGCGAAUCCUUAACUUUCUUAAGGACACCACACAGUUGCAGAAGAAGUUGGAGAUCACAGGGCGGGACUGUCCCAACGCCAGCUUCUCGAAUCUGGCGCGGGAGGAACAUUUUGCCAAUCUGGUGCAGCAGAAUUUCCCAUUGGACAUACCUCCACAUUCGAAUGGGGAGACGAACGGAGGCGGAUCGGCGCCGGAGGAAGACGGCCAAGAGGCGGCUGGCGGAUCGAAGCCACCAACUGCUGAAGAUACAGAAGGCAACCUGGAGGCUCUAAUGCAGCGAAAGAUCUCCCCUGACAAGGAGGUCAACGGCCUGGUUAGCAGUGGUCUCGAGCCAAAUAAUCGCAUCGUCAGCACGGUGUACAUCCAUCGCGAAUGGGUGCUGAAGAAGAUUGCACUUUGCCUGGAACAGCGCACGGCUGGGAAGAAGCCAGUUCCCGCAGCCUUAGGAGCAGCCUCCUCCAGUUAUGUAUCCGCCCGUGCUAAGGCGGCGGCUAUAUCCAGUUCCAGCUAUAAUGGAUGCUUGGUCCUUGGGUCUAAUGGAUCCGGCAAGACGUCUAUCUGCCAGGCCAUCAUGAAAGGGAACUCCGGCACCAAGGGAAUCCUUAACAGGAAGCUGCUGGCCUGCUAUCUGAUCGAGUCGCAGAAUCCCGAGUGCCACAGUCUGUCAUUGUUUAUGCGGAAGAUUGUCCUGCAGCUUCUUAGCCACGCCUCCCUGAUCAGUAAGGACGAUAGCCAGAGGAUUAUCGACGAAGGGUUCUCCUUCCUGCGUGACGAGGCCCAACAGCAGGAGUUCAAGCUGGACGAGGCGAUGAAUAACAUCAGCCUGAGUGAGAACGCCGAGGAGCUGCUGAUCGAAGAGCUGAAACGAGGUGCCAGCGAGUGUGACACCAAGGAACUGGACAACUUCCAGUCCCAACGCACCUCCACGAUCAACAACAAAACAUCCAAGUCGAGCCUCACGCGGCAACAAUCAGAGCCAGCGCCUUUGCAAGUCGCCGAUACACCUGAUCUGGAUGAGAAGGGCGGCGGGAACUUCGGUACGCAUCCACCCAAAAGGGCCUCCAGGGAGCGAGAACGUGAGCGGGACCCGGAGCAGGACAAGGAUGUGGGCAAUGAAAAGGAGCAGAAGCUAAAGGAGCCGGCCAAAUCAAGCCCCGGAAAAACCAAGUCAAAGAUUCCUGUUAAGCGGGGACGUUCCGGCAGCGGAGUGCUCUCGCCCUCGAAACUGGCCACUAUCAGUAAUGGCGGGGGCCAGGCUAUUCAACAGGGAGGCGGUGAGGACAUAGCCGAUCUGAAUAACGACCAAGAAAAGCACGAGAUUGAAGCGGCUAUCAAAGAUGACAAAGAAGAGGAACGCAAGGAAAACAACGAAGAUAAACAGGAAGAUCCAGUCGAAGCAAACAAAGAGUUGGAUGAAAAUCCAAAGGACGAGUUGAAAACGCCACUACAAGAAGAACCGAAAGCGGAACCCAAAUGCGAAGCCAAUAGCAGCUCUGAACCUCUUAUAAAUUUCAACGAAAGCAAGGAGGAGAACGGUAAACAGGAGAAGGAGCUCCAAGCAGCUCCGCCGGUACCAGGGGAUAAGCCCAAGAUGAGCACCAACACUCUGCCCCCGCCCUUGCCCAAGACCAAGAGCUGUCGCACCAUCGUGGCUGAUGGAUACUACGAGUUACUGCUCACAAAUCCGGAGAUCCUUGAGUGCCUCAGUGUGGACAACAUUGAAAAGAAUCCGGAUGAAUGCUUCAAAAAGGCCUUUCUCUUCCCGCUUCUGGAACUCACGCCUCCGAAAACAGCACUACUCCUGCUCAUCGACUCCAUCGAUGAAAAUUACAUCAACGAGGGGAACUUAAUUUCGACUUUGAAGGGAGGCAGAGGCACGGUUACCAACCACAAAAGCCGCAAUGUGGCGGAGCUGCUCUCAAAUCAUAUCCAUCUGUUCCCCAAAUGGCUGUUCCUGGUGUGCACCACCAAAAAGCAAACCAAGCAAAUCACCAAAAUGUUUACCGGCUUCAAGAAGAUCACGCUGGACGACCUGCGGAAGUCACAUGUGGUUAAGGACGUCCAGGAGUACAUCAUAAACCGGUUGAACUCGGAUUUCAAGGACAGCAUCAUGCUCACCAAAGAGAUCAUCGAAUCACUGCACCAGCUGUACAUCAAGUCCAACGGGUGCAUCCUUUAUUUGGAGAAGGUCCUACACGGCAUCAAGGAUAACUUUUUCAGUUUCCGGGAGAUCAAGCUAAUACCCUGCACUCUAAAUGGACUUUACCUUUACAUCUGUCAGAAGUCCUUCAAUAAGAAGCAGUACAUGAAGAUCAGGCCUCUCCUUAAUGUCCUUCUGGCCUCGUCCGGCUACGUGGACAAGCUCUUCCUGUUCAACUGCCUGCGUACCCACAACUACACAAUCGACUGCCAGGAGUUCGAGAAACGGCUUCAGCUGAUGAGGAACAUCCUGGCCUAUGAUGCCAACGCACAACGCCUCAAGAUCUUCCACAACUCCUUCGCCGACUGGCUGGUGGAUGUGAAGUUCGCCACCAAAAAGUUCAUCUGCGACGUGAACGAGGGUCACGUAAUGAUCUCGAUGUAUUACCUGCUCGUGGCAGAUACACUCUGUGCGAACACGGUACGAAAGUUUGCCUACCAUUUAAUCCGAUCUGGCGAGUAUCUGACCAGCCGGCACGUGGACCUGGAUCUCAUCCUCAUGCUAUUGGAGUCGCGCCUGAAUCUCAGCGACUGCUUCUACACAAACCAGAUGAACUGCUGCGCCCAGUGUGAGCACGACUUCAAGUACGAUGCCAACUUUCUGCCCAAGACGCGCAUGAUGCUGGAGCGCUUCCUGGCCAGCGAGCUGAAUGAGCCGUUCGCCCAAUUCCUGUGCGACUUCUUUAAGCCCAGUCUACCCACUGACGCCAAGAUGCUGAAGCUGCUCAUCGAGACCGGAAUCAACAAUGCAGAGUCCCAGAACUCAUGCGAGUCGUCGCUAAUGUCGCCAGAGCUGUCGGAGAAGUCACAGAACAUUGACUUUGAGUUGGCUGAUCUUCUGCUUUCCAGCGAGAAAAGCUGCCUCAUGGAAACCCAACGGGCGGGAAGUCCAUCGGAGCACAGUGAACCACCGCCCGAAAGCCAGGACGAGAAUGCCUCGAGCACUUUGCACCAGCUCUCCGACUCGCAUCACAUCGAACUACACAAGGGCAAGGCCCUCAUCCACAUCCUGUCCAAUGAUGGCAAUCACCAGCUGCUGGAACGGGCCCUCAAUGCCUGCAAGAGUCCCAUCGACCUGGAGAUUGAAGAUUACAAUGGCCAAACGGCCUUGAAUAUUGCGGCUAGAAAUGGUCACCUGGAGGUGGUGAAGCUGCUUCUGAGUUUCUCGCAACCCUGCAACGAUGGCACUGGACGGAUGAAGCGGGUAGACGUCAACCAUGCCGAUCGCGAUGGCUGGACUCCAUUGAGAUCGGCCUCCUGGGGUGGUCACAGCGAGGUAGUGCGACUCCUGAUAUCUCAGCCCGCCUGCAAGAUCGAUCUCGCUGACAAAGAAGGACGCACUGCUCUGAGGGCAGCCGCCUGGAGCGGGCAUGAGGACAUUUUAAAGUUGCUUAUAGACUCGGGUGCCGAUGUAAACUCAGUGGAUCGCCAGGGUCGCACUUCCCUGAUUGCCGCCUCCUACAUGGGCCACUACGACAUUGUGGAGAUUCUGCUCGAAAAUGGAGCGAAUGUGAAUCAUCUGGACCUGGACGGACGCAGUGCGCUGUGCGUUGCCGCCUUGUGUGGUUCUUCGGGCUAUAGUAAGGUGAUAUCAACGUUGUUAGAUCACGGUGCCAACACCGAUCAACUGGACAACGACGGGAUGUCGCCGCUGCUGGUCAGCUCGUUCGAGGGCAAUGCUGAAGUAUGUGAGCUGCUUCUGGAGAACGCCGCCGAUCCGGAUCUUGCAGACUUCAUGGGACGCACUCCUCUGUGGGCUGCCUGUACAGCUGGCCACGCCACCGUAGUGAAGCUACUACUUUUCUGGGGAUGCGGCAUCGACUGCAUGGAUUCCGAGGGACGCACUGUUCUCAGUAUUGGCGCCGCCCAGGGGAAUGUGGAGACGGUAAGACAGCUCCUCGAUCGUGGCCUGGACGAGACGCACCGGGAUAAUGCCGGAUGGACACCACUACACUAUGCAGCCUUCGAGGGAUUCCACGAGGUGUGCCUCCAACUGCUGGAGUCGGGCGCCAAGAUCGAUGAAUGCGACAACGAGGGAAAGACUGCCCUGCACUUGGCCGCCCAAGAGGGCCGGCUCAAUUGUGUGCAGGCCCUGCUGGAUAUCCACUCCAGCUUCGUGGAUCAGAAGGCGCACGAUGGCAAGACUGCGUUCAGGCUAGCAUGCCUGGAGGGCCACAUGGACACCGUGGAAUACCUUCUGAAGUUCUGUUGCGAUGUUAACUCCAAGGACGCCGACUCCCGUACAACUCUAUAUAUUCUUGCCCUGGAGAAUAAGCUGGAGAUUGUCAAGUACCUGCUGGACAUGACCAACGUCGACGUCAACAUUCCGGACAGUGAGGGGCGCACAGCCCUUCAUGUGGCCGCCUGGCAGGGUCACGCCGAUAUGGUCAAGACUCUGAUCGAAGCCGGGGCGGAUGUAAACUCGAUGGACUUGGAGGCUCGAACACCUCUGCACUCUUGCGCCUGGCAGGGUAAUCACGACGUAAUGAAUAUCCUUCUCUAUUACGGAGCUCUGGCGGACCACGCGUGCAAGCAGGGGGCUACUGCUCUAGGAAUAUCUGCCCAGGAGGGGCACGAAAAGUGCGUCAUCGCCCUGCUGCAGUUCGGAGCCAAUCCGUACAAAUCGGACCACUGCGGACGAACGCCCAUCAAGCUGGCGGCCAAGUCGAGUCGCACCAGCAUUCUGAAGAUAUUCGAAAGCUACACGAAAAAUGAAGCUAGCAAUCCCAACGAACCCAAGUUCCAUGCGCAUGCCAGCAUGCUGAGAUCUCCGGAUCAGCCGCCAGCGCUGCCUCUGCACCAAAACUUGGCUCCGUAUCCGGCGCACGCAUCCGCCUCCUCGGUCUGUUCAGCGGCCACCACGGCCACAGUGCACAAUGGCAGCAACCUGCACGCCCUCAACGCCUCCAGUUCUACGCACAGCUCCAACAACUUCUACCAAAACACGAUGCAGUCGGACACGAGCAGUUUGCACAAGCGCAAGAGCGUCAUCUCUAGUCAGUCCACGGGUAGCAGCAAUGAUCAAGCCCCUCUCACCUUCACCCAGCAACUGCAGCGACAAAGCAAACUGAGCUCCCGGAACAAUCUGAUGGUGAACUCCAAGCACGCCUCUGGAUCAGCGGCUGGAGGACACAAGUCCAACGGCGGGGGAGCUCAGCGUCACUCCCAGGUUCUACCCGAUCUCAGCGAGCAUCAGCUUGCAUCCAACAUGACCAACGAGGCGGACAUGUACGACAUGGAGUGCAUGUCACCUCUAUACGCUACGCCUCCGCAUUCGCCCAGCAGCGAGUUGAGCUCACCAGGGCAGUUGCCUGGCCUGAAUGCCUUUGUGGAUGAUGACAGAGCCGGACCUAGUGGCGGAAGUGCCAAGCCCCCGCUGCCGGAUAAUCAUUUCGCGCGGGACACGCACAUGCGCAUCAUAUUGGGCAACCUUAAGGAAAACCAGCCCAGUUCUUCGGGCAAAAGCAAGCGAAGCGGUGUUUCCAGUAAUCCGGCAAUGCGGCUUAUUCGCAGCCGAUUCGAUGCUGCCUCCCAACUGAUCCGGCGCACCAACAACAUACUCUCCUCCAGCAGCAAUCAGGGCUCCUCCAGCAUUGGCGUCAAGUCUGGCACCUUCCAGUGGCGCAAGGAGAGCCAAAUGUAAGCCCAGUUAAGAGUUUAACUGGACUGCAUAUUGAAGUAUUCGCAAAAACUCACUCAACUUGCAUACUCAAAAUCCUUAAAACACAAUUUAUUUAAGUUAUACACCUUUGUACUUUUGAGAAAGUAUUUGUUUUUUUGUGAUAGUUUCAAUUUUAGUAAACUUUUAAUAUUAUUCUGAUUUAACUAAAUACACUUAGGCAUA
This is a messenger RNA of Drosophila ananassae, 7662 nucleotides long. RefSeq lists its product as uncharacterized. The record is from RefSeq and is a predicted model, not a curated record. Gene Ontology annotation, molecular function: protein binding. The transcript is spliced from 6 exons. The coding region runs from base 1114 to 7461 and encodes 2115 amino acids. Lineage: Eukaryota; Metazoa; Arthropoda; Insecta; Diptera; Drosophilidae.